CUCUGGGAUAUAUUGUUAGCUUCCGCAAUUAUAAUUUUGAUGAAAGUUGUUUUAGAAAUGACCUCAAACUAAUGGCAAAUUCUCGAAGUAUAUCACAUCUAUGGCUUAUAAUCAAAGACUAGAGCAUAGAUGAGACAUUGCAGUCUGUGUAGAUGUAACAUCAAGGAGUAAAAUGGUGUUCUUCAACGGUUCUUUGAAGAUCAAAGUAUGCGAAGCUUCGGAUCUGAAACCGACCGAUUUUGCGACCAGACAUAUGGUUGGGAGCUUCAAGAAUAUUCAGUCAAUGCAACUGAUAGAUCCUUAUGUAGCAUUCGACAUAGAUGAGGUCGCUAUAGCAAGAUCAACGUCUAAACAAAAGACUUUCAAGCCAAUCUGGAACGAAGAGUUUGAAACAGAGGUGCACAAUGGCCAAAUAAUUGGACUUACAAUUUUUCAUGAUGCAGCCAUUCCACCUGAUGAAUUUGUAGCUAAUUGUUUAAUACCCUUUGAUGCUGUGCAUGAUAAAACACAAUCAGAUGUCUGGGUUGAUCUAGAACCAGGUGGAAGAAUUCAUGUAUUAUUGGAGCUACAUGGAUCUGCAUCGGAAGAUGCUGUGGUGCGGGUGGAGCAGAACAGCUCCAAGGAGCCGAGGGUGUUCAAGGAGAAGGAAGGGCUGCUCAAUAGACGUAGGGGUGCUAUGAGACGGCGUGUUCACCAAGUGAAUAAUCACAAAUUUAUGGUCACCUUCUUCAGACAACCAACAUUUUGUUCCCUUUGUAGGGAUUUUAUAUGGGGUCUAUGGCGCCAAGGGUAUCAGUGUCAAGUAUGUACGUGUGUAGUCCAUAAACGAUGUCAUGAGCAUGUGGUGACAAAGUGCCCUGGUAUCAAGGACAUGUCACAAGAAGAGCUGGGUGAUGCAAGGUUUAACAUAAACAUGCCGCACAGGUUCCAAGUGCACAAUUAUAAGCGCUUCACAUUCUGUGACCAUUGUGGCUCUCUCUUAUAUGGGCUUAUCAAGCAGGGUUUACAAUGCGAAGUAUGUAAACUGAAUGUACACAAGAGAUGUCAGAAGAAUGUGGCCAACAACUGUGGAAUCAACACUAAAGAUAUGGCUCAGAGACUUAUGGAGCUCGGGAUCUCAGGCGACAAGCUUAGUGUGCGCAGGAAAAAGACUUCAAUAAGUGAGUCCGCUAACUCCCCUAUGUUGAAGGGUCCCCAUGCACACGAGCGGUCAAUGUCAUCCCCUAUACCUACCAUUAUAGAUGAAGAAGAAGAAGGUGAGGGAGGUCAACUAGUCAUGCCACGGUCAGAUGGUGAACACACACCAAAUAGAAGCCCCUCCGCUGAAAGAGAAUCUCAGAAAGAUCGAAUCAGUUUAGCAGAUUUUAACUUUAUUAAGGUCUUAGGGAAAGGAAGCUUUGGCAAGGUAAUGUUGGUAGAACACAAGGCCAGUGAGGAGGUCUAUGCUAUAAAGGUCCUCAAAAAAGAUGUAAUAAUACAAGAUGAUGAUGUUGAAUGUACAAUGACUGAGAAACGAAUUCUAGCCUUGUCGGCCAAACACCCUUUCCUAACUGCCCUUCAUUCUAGCUUCCAAACCAAGGAUCGACUUUUCUUUGUUAUGGAAUAUGUUAAUGGUGGAGAUUUGAUGUUCCAAAUUCAACGCUCCAGAAAAUUCGAUGAACCCCGGGCACGAUUUUAUGCUGCAGAAGUCACAUUAGCUUUGAUGUUUCUACAUCGGCAUGGUAUUAUAUACAGGGAUCUUAAGUUAGACAAUAUUCUCCUUGAUGCUGAGGGCCAUUGUAAGAUAGCAGACUUUGGUAUGUGUAAAGAGGGGAUGUUCCCUGGGAAGAUGACAUUAACCUUUUGUGGGACCCCUGACUACAUAGCCCCAGAGAUUCUUCAAGAGUUAGAAUAUGAUGCCUCAGUUGACUGGUGGGCCUUGGGUGUCCUCAUGUACGAAAUGAUGGCCGGACAGCCUCCUUUUGAAGCAGAUAACGAAGAUGAAUUAUUCGAGUCAAUACUUCACGAUGAUGUGCUGUAUCCUGUGUGGCUCAGUAAAACUGCAGUGGCCAUCUUAAAAGGGUUUAUGACAAAGAACCCUGGCAAGCGGUUAGGCUGUGUGAAAAACCAUGGUGGCGAGAGAGCCAUAUUAAUUCACCCUUUCUUCCAUGAAAAGAUAGACUGGGAAGCCUUAGAAGAAAGAAAAGUAAAACCACCAUUUAAGCCAAAAAUUAAAUCCAAGACAGAUGCCAACAACUUUGAUAAAGAUUUCACGUCGGAGGAGCCGACUUUGACGCCAAUCGAUGGGGAGAUAAUAAAAGCUAUCAACCAGGAAGAGUUCAAGGGUUUCUCCAUGGUCAAUCCAGAAUUCGGCAGAAUCUCGAAUCUCCCCACAGGCUGCUCAUGACACCAGCCUAGUCAUUGUUAACUUAACUACACAUACACACUAACUUAACUUAUUUCAUAUCAAUCACAGGAGGACACCUGCUCAAUGCAGCAAUUAUGUUGCUCGAGUUGACUCACCUGAUGGCCACAUCAUUAAAGACUGUAAUGCUCGAUCAGUCAGACCUUUUUCAAGUACGCAGAUUUGUAUUAUAGAAAUCUAGCGUAGCCUCGUUUUGGAUAUCUAUGCAUUUUGAUAUGGGGUUGCUAUGUGUAUUGACUGGUGUCAUGUGUGUCACUCGGUCUCCAUAGCAACCUCCAGAAGUCUUGCCAAUGAGCAAGCCUUCUGGUUUCAUCAAUAAAUUCAGCAGUCUUUCUAUGAUAUGGUUGCCAGGUGAUGGGGCUUCAGAGAGCAUACCUCUUUCAUUUAAUAUAUACACAUAGGGUAUAUAUGCCUCAUUAUAAUCAGUGUUGUAGUUUCCAAGCAACAUGUUGUCUAGACAACUCUACUGAAGUUGCUAGGUAACUGUCCAAGUUGCUAGGUAACUAAGUCAAGGUUCUUCAGAAUCCUUGUCAGAUUCGCUAGACAAUUAUCAGGGUUGAUAGGGAGCUGUGCCAGUGUUGCUAGGUAACUAGGACAAGGUUUCCAGGCAACUACUACAAAUUGCAGGAUACUCUGCCAUAGUUGCUAAGCAGUGCAUCAGUUUGCUAGGCAACUUAUCAGGGUUGUGCAGAAUGACCUGCACCAGGAUGACGCAAGUGAUAAACUUUAAUAAAGAUUCAGCAGCUGUACAUAUUAUCAGAAUUACUGUAUUAUAACAUUGCACCGUACAAACUAAUGAAUCAAAAUGUAAAUUAUACAAUGUACAACUAGAAGUGAAAUUUGCAGUGUAGCCUCCCUGUUACUAUGGCAACUGGCAUGUUGUUGCUAGACAACUGGCUUGUUGUGUGUCUCUAGUCAUAAUACAUAAUAUAAUUGCAAGUUCUUACACCAUGCUCAUUAAUAGGCACUAUAGACUUGCUUCUGGACCUGUGGCGCCAAUGAUUUAACUUGAGUAUGAUAGAGUUCAAGACAAAAUGUACCCUGUAUCCCAAGGACAUUUGAGCACUUUCAAUUUUUGAUAGUCAGUCUUGACCUGUAUUAUACUUGUAAAUCUUAAAUGUAAAAAUGUUACAUACAGGAAUUGAAAUCACAAAGUAGAUUUCCUAACUAAGUUCUAACGUGUUUGGUUAUUGUUAUUUCUAUGGUAACACUACGGUUUGUGUUGACUAUUGAUGAUAACACUGAA
Owenia fusiformis is the source of this 3650-nucleotide messenger RNA. The record is from the annotation of a GenBank genome assembly. Lineage: Eukaryota; Metazoa; Annelida; Polychaeta; Sabellida; Oweniidae.